CGAUUGAGAAGUAAACAACCCAACCCUGAGAAUGUUAUUAUUCUUUCGGGAAAAAAAAUAAAUCUCAAAAGUCAAAAAUAAACAAAUGUUUAAAAACUGAUUUUAAAAUUAGUGUAAAAUUGUUGCAUUCAAAUAAUGACACAGUCGAAUGAUAAUUUGACUGACUUGAUCGCCCUCGCAGAAUCUGCUGGAAUUCAAACAUCGCCGGAAAUAUUUCGGGUCCUAAUGGAACUAUUGUCCCUUCAAGUAUGUCCGGAAGAUAUUUAUACACUUCUUCGACAAAUCAGUAGAGUUUCGCUACAAAAGAGAAAAUCUGCACCACGAUCAAGUGCAAUGUAAAUUAUUAAGUUUAGAAUAAAAUGAAAAAAAUUUUGUUUUAAUAAAAAAAAUUAUAUUUUUAUAACAAUAAUAAUAAUAAAAAAAAUUCAUUCCACGGA
Messenger RNA from Leptopilina heterotoma, 437 nucleotides. RefSeq lists its product as uncharacterized. Bases 136 to 339 code for a protein of 67 amino acids. NCBI's taxonomy places the organism in Eukaryota, Metazoa, Arthropoda, Insecta, Hymenoptera, Figitidae. The record is from RefSeq and is a predicted model, not a curated record. The transcript is spliced from 2 exons.